ACGAGCGUUUUCAAUACGUUCGAAAGACAUCGUAAGAUAAAAUAAAAACAACAGAAUAGAUCCAACAAUGUCGACCACUAAUGUUUCAGUGUUGUAUAAAAAUAAAAAUAACUUUUUAUUUUUAUACAACACAAAGUAAAAACCAUGGCUUUGGAAGCAGACCAUUAAAAAAAUUGUAUUAUCACAAAGAACAUCCCGAAUUCAUAAAUGACAAUUCACAAGAGCAAAUUCUAUUUGUGGUCCGGUUUAUUGGAAAUGCGAGUUCAACAUCAAACCGCAAGAGGGCGGCAGAGUGAUUUUGUACGACCUGUGUGGAGUUCCAUCCUCUCCCAAUUCGAGGUGAAAAUCAGUACUAAACCGAUAGGGGGUGAAGAUCCGUGAUAAACCAAUAGGGGGGCGACAGACCGUGUUAAAGAUCCUUACUGAACCAAUAGGGGGCGAUAGUGCGUGUAAAAGAUCCGUACUAAACCAAUAGGAGGCGACAAAGCGGGUUAUUACAGUCUGCAAGGGAUGUAUUAGCUGAGCUGCUGCUGAUGACGCUGUGCACAACCAGAGACUUUCAUCUGAAUAUACAAGAUACGUAUCAAACAUCAAACAUCCAACUCGCCCAGUAUCUAGACGUUUGAAAGUAUUUGAACAUUCGAGAGGACAAGUCUUGAACCUAAUCGUUCGUUGGUCUACGGGAGAAUCCGCCGGCAUGUUUUACACCUGUGGACCCAAUGAGGCGAUGGUGGUGUCGGGGUUCUGCCGCUCCCCCCCCCUGAUGAUUGCUGGGGGACGCGUCUUCAUCUUCCCCUGUGUCCAGAAGCUCCAGAGGAUCUCUCUCAACACCAUGACUCUGAGUGUGAAGAGUGACAAGGUGUACACGCGUCACGGCGUCCCCGUGUCGGUCACCGGCAUCGCCCAGAUGAAGAUCCAGGGGCAGAACAAGGAGAUGCUGGCGGCGGCCUGCCAGAUGUUCAUGGGGAAGAGCGAGGGGGAGAUCGCCCACAUCGCCCUGGAGACCCUUGAGGGCCACCAGAGGGCCAUCAUCGCCCACCUCACCGUGGAGGAGAUCUACAAGGACCGGCAGAAGUUCUCGGAGCAGGUGUUCAAGGUGGCGUCGUCAGACCUGGUGAACAUGGGCAUCAGCGUGGUCAGCUACACCCUGAAGGACGUCCACGACGACCAGGACUACCUCCACUCCCUGGGGAAGGCCCGCACCGCGCAGGUCCAGAAGGACGCCCGCAUCGGGGAGGCGCUCAACAAGAGGGACGCCGUGAUCAGGGAGGCCCAUGCGAUGCAGGAGAAGAUCUCUGCUCAGUUUAAGAACGAGAUCGAGAUGGCCAAGGCCCAGCGGGACUACGAGCUGAAGAAGGCCAGCUACGACAUCGAGGUCUUCACCAAGAAGGCCGAGUCAGAGAUGGCCUAUCAGCUGCAGGUGGCGAAGACGAAGCAGUGCAUCGAGGAGGAGAAGAUGCAGGUGCAGGUGGUGGAGCGGGCGCAGCAGAUCCUGCUGCAGGAGCAGGAGAUCACGCGGCGCGAGAUGGAGCUGGAGGCCCGGGUGAAGAGGCCCGCCGAGGCUGAGCGAUACCGCACCGAGAGGCUGGCCGAGGCCCAGCGUCUCCAAAUGAUCAUGGCAGCAGAGGCUGAGGCAGAGUCCAUCAGGAUGAAGGGCGAGGCGGAGGCCUUUGCGGUGGAGGCCAAAGGCCGUGCGGAGGCAGAGCAGAUGGCCAAGAAGGCCGAAGCCUUCCAGCAGUACAAAGAGGGAGCCAUGGUGGACAUGCUGCUGGAGAAACUGCCUCUGAUGGCGGAAGAGAUUGCCAGGCCCCUCGCCUCCGCCCACAAGGUGACGAUGAUUUCCAGCGGGGGCGGAGAAGUGGGCGCGUCCAAGCUGACGGGGGAGGUGCUAGACAUCAUGACACGCCUCCCGGAGACGGUGGAGAAACUGACUGGUGUCCGCAUUUCCCAGGUGACCUGUUCUGGCUGAAGGGGGUCUUCUGGACCCUGUGGCCGGCCAGUCAAUACCCCGUCUGGGUCUGCUGCAUGUCUCUACUGCCUUACUAACCCCGCCCCUCCCAACCGCCCCCUGUGUACCCUUCAGACCCCCCCCC
This is a messenger RNA of Gadus morhua (Atlantic cod), 2093 nucleotides long. RefSeq names its product flotillin 1a (gene flot1a). Lineage: Eukaryota; Metazoa; Chordata; Actinopteri; Gadiformes; Gadidae. The record is from RefSeq and is a predicted model, not a curated record. Gene Ontology annotation, cellular component: cytoplasmic vesicle; flotillin complex; plasma membrane. Gene Ontology annotation, biological process: protein localization to plasma membrane; regulation of receptor internalization; positive regulation of cell junction assembly. Gene Ontology annotation, molecular function: protease binding. Bases 698 to 1969 code for a protein of 423 amino acids. The transcript has 13 exons.